Molecule: messenger RNA, 1122 nt
Organism: Brachypodium distachyon (stiff brome)
Lineage: Eukaryota; Viridiplantae; Streptophyta; Magnoliopsida; Poales; Poaceae
Product: senescence-specific cysteine protease SAG39
Exons: 2
Coding region: 40-1059 (339 amino acids)
Cellular component (GO): lysosome
Molecular function (GO): cysteine-type endopeptidase activity
Source: RefSeq, a predicted model, not a curated record
AACCAAAGCCAUAGUACAUACAGAGGGGCCUCAUCAAACAUGGCAAUCCCCAAGGCUUCGAUCCUUGCUAUCCUUGGCUGCCUCUGUUUCUGCAGCUCUGUCCUCGCAGCUCGCGAGCUGAACGACGACUUGUCCAUGGCAGCGAGGCACGAGACAUGGAUGGCACAGUAUGGCCGCGUGUACAAGGACGCUGCUGAGAAGGCGCAGAAGUUUGAGGUGUUCAAGGCUAAUGCUCGGUUCAUCGACUCGUUCAAUGCCGAGAACCAUAAGUUCUGGCUCGGCAUCAACCAGUUCGCUGACCUUACCAACGAAGAGUUCAAGGCAACCAAGACUAACAAGGGGUUUAUUUCAAACAAGGCAAGAGUUUCUACGGGAUUCAAGUAUGAAAACUUGAAGAUUGAAGCUCUUCCGACAUCAAUAGACUGGAGGACAAAGGGCGCGGUCACUCCCGUCAAGGACCAAGGCCAAUGCGGUUGUUGUUGGGCGUUUUCUGCUGUUGCGGCAACAGAGGGAAUUGUCAAGUUGAGCACCGGCAAGCUUGUCUCACUGUCAGAGCAAGAACUAGUGGAUUGCGAUGUCCAUGGAGAGGACCAGGGUUGUGAAGGUGGGCUCAUGGAUGAUGCGUUCAAGUUUAUCAUCACGAACGGUGGCCUCACUCAGGAGUCUAGCUACCCAUAUGACGCCGAAGAUGGCAAGUGCAAGAGUGGAUCAAAAAGUGCCGGGACAAUCAAGAGUUACGAGGAUGUGCCCGCCAAUAAUGAAGGUGCCCUCAUGAAGGCCGUGGCAAACCAACCCGUGUCAGUUGCUGUGGACGGAGGUGACAUGACAUUUCAAUUCUACUCCGGCGGUGUGAUGACCGGAUCUUGUGGCACAGACCUGGAUCAUGGGAUCGCAGCAAUUGGUUAUGGAGUGACAAGUGACGGCACUAAAUUUUGGUUAAUGAAGAAUUCUUGGGGCACAACAUGGGGCGAAAAUGGAUUCUUGAGAAUGGAGAAAGAUAUUGCUGACAAGAAAGGCAUGUGUGGCCUUGCCAUGGAACCCUCCUAUCCCACUGCGUAGAACAUCAAAGGCCACAUAUUCACACACAUACUCAUGAUUGAAUAAUUUCACGUCUCUUGUUUC